This is a messenger RNA of Kwoniella shivajii, 900 nucleotides long. RefSeq lists its product as uncharacterized. The record is from RefSeq and is a predicted model, not a curated record. Lineage: Eukaryota; Fungi; Basidiomycota; Tremellomycetes; Tremellales; Cryptococcaceae. The transcript has a single exon. Bases 1 to 900 code for a protein of 299 amino acids.
AUGGAUAAGAUAUCCGAUACCCACACCACGCCUGUUGAGUUGAGCCUUCGGUCACUUGGAAAACGUUUUGGCAGCAAGACCCCCGAUUUCUUCAUCGAAUCUAUCAAGCCAAAGAGUGACGACUCUGUGGGAAAAUAUACCGAACAGAGCAUCUCAGAAUUCGGUAAAGAAGUAAGACAAACUACAUUUACACUCAAUAAGGCUGCUAUCAAUGGGGUUCACGGUCUCAAAUGGGUGAGCAAGGAGCAGCCUGCUGCUCUUCAACAUUUUCAGGUAGAUUUCGAUCCUUCGACAUUUGGGACCGUUCAAAACAUCGGUAAUAUACAACGUGGACCCGUGUCAGGUAACUUCAGAGAGACUCUUCUCGUUCCGACUGAUUCAACACAAAGCUCAGCAGUAAUCGAGACUACGGUUGAAAGCCGAAAAUUUGACCAGGACAGAAAUACGGUAGUUACGUUUGGUCCAAUUCAGUCUAUUUUUACUGAUCGCUCGCAACAACCUCAAGACCCUAAGUUCCUGACCCAAGAAUUAUCAGGCAAAGAAUUUGGUUUUCCAGAUAGGCAAGCCGGAUAUGCUCAUCGGCUGACUCCUUACUCUGAGCCGGACGGGUCUGCUUAUCAGUUUUUUGUCGACUCUAAGCUGAUCUCGGAAGUUGGUUCCAUUAAUUCGGAAGCUGCGUUGGUACGUGGUAGCAUCUUAUGGUACCCCAAACCAAGCUCAGAAUCAGUAGCAGAGUGCCACACCUCUCAAGGUACCCAAACUGUGUCGCAGUACACUCCUGAAGCUUCGGAUACUGAAGCUUCGGAUACUGAAGCUUCGGAUACUGAAGCUUCGAAUACUGGAGGAGAAUUCAGCGAGAACAGCGUGUGGCACAAGAAGUGGCGUCAUAUGUUUCAUUAA